This is a messenger RNA of Amoebophrya sp. A120, 3006 nucleotides long. NCBI's taxonomy places the organism in Eukaryota, Dinophyceae, Syndiniales, Amoebophryaceae. The record is from the annotation of a GenBank genome assembly.
CUGAAAGAAUCGACGCUUUUCAUGAAAACUUAAACUAAGUACAUGAACCAAAGACAACAAAGCCCGAGCUAUCUGCAUGCGAGGAGCGACUUCAAUUGAAGCGCUCGAAGAGGACGCAUGAGGAUAUUCCUCCCCUGCGGAGGGAGUCCCCGCGCUCCUGUGCAUCAAGCACGCUGCUUCGCAAAAUGAAGGCUGCACCUAGAACCACAAAGAUGGCACACCAGCAAAGAUUCCGGCCACGGCCAGGAGCAAUGCAGCGAUCGCGCUCGACGCUCUUCGCCACCCUGGCCCUCGGCUCACCAUUCAUCUUUCCGGUUCUUCAACUUCCCCACUUUGUCCGCGCGCAGUCCCGAUUCGCGAUCGAUCUCGGGGAUGUCGACCCGAAGAAGCCGCCCGAGGAGGCCUCGGCGUUUUUCAACCCGACGACACAGCAGCUGCAGGUGCAGGCCGGCGAGGCGCACGACGUCGCCCCCUGGGCGCACGCAAGCUUCAAGGAUUCCCUGGAGAAAACCGGGUGGACCGAACUACGGGUAAAGACCUCCACGGACGGCGGAAUCCCCGCAGACCUGAAGAUGUACGCGGCCGGGGUGCUGGAGGGACUGCUGUCCGCCGUGCGGAUCUCGCAGUUCUUCAGCAACGCGCUGCGGACCAUCAUCCGCACGGAGGACGGCGGGAAGGCGCUGAAGAACGUGAUGAACAUGCUGCAGGACGCGAACCUGUUCGUGCAGAAGAAGACGAACUUCCUGCCGGGGAAGGACGCGCCGCCCAGUCCGGACCCCUACUGGAAGCAGGUCCGCUACGUCUACGCGCAGGUUCGGGGCUUGCGGGACGGGUACAACCUGGCGGCGGCGGCCCACGGCGUCAAGGAACUGUCCAUGGCGGAACUGUUGCUGCUCAAUAGCCACGGCGAGCUGGGCGAGCUGCUAGAGGCCUACAGUCCGAAUCGUGCCAUCGCCCGGAGGCGCUUUCAAGCCGCGACUGCGGUCUUCUUGCAGGAGAAGGCGACGGGGGAUGCGGUGGAGAUGCGCGACGCGAAUCAAAAACGGGCAUUUCUCGCGACAUCCUCGAAGGAGCGGCAACAAUCUGAUGAAUCUAGCGCCUCAAGGAGCAGUAGUACAAGAAGCGUGCAGCAAUACGACGCCAAGGAGUUUCCUUUUCUCGCAGCUAUUGCGGAACAUGAACGGGAGCGGGCUGCGAAGAGUUCCGCCGGUUUUUCGCCGCUAGUGCACGAUGUUGAGGAAAGUUCGUUCCUCUCAUCAUCUUCUGCUCCCUCUACCAGGUCAACAACUACUACAUCGUCAACUAAAGACGCCGCCUCGACCGCCGCCCUUGCCGACAAGUUCUGGGAGCGCAAACUGGCCCGCACCGGGCACUGCAGCGCGCUGGUGCGCAUUACCCCGGACAACAAGGAUCUGUUGGUCGGACACACCUAUCAGCUGCAAAUAUGUCUGGGUCUGGAAGAGUGCCAGCCUUGUCAUGCAGGUUUUCCAUGACCCAUGAGGUCUAGCAUGUAGGACAUACCAUGACAGAUUCUAUGAGAGUUCUAUCAUGCCUAUCCUGCGUGAGAAACUGCCUCGCGAUUAGGUCAAAAGUGGACCGCUUUUGGCAAUCAUGCAACACAGAUCGUAUACAUGAAUCAGAUUUAGCAUGGCAAGUUGCUUUGUUCCAGACCCAGACACUUUUGCAUUUGAUAACACCACGUGGGACGACUACGCGAAGAUGACCCGCGUGUUCAAGUACUACGACUUCCCCUUGGACCGGUGGACGGCCUCGUCCGUCGUGGGCAUGAGCUCCUACCCGGGGUGCGUCUCCUCCACCGACGAAUUUUACCUGCUGUCGGCCGGGAUCGUGCUCGGGGACACCAGCCUGGAGGUGCUGAACGCCGAGGUGUACGACCGCAUCCCCGAGGGGCCCAAGCUGCCCAGCUUUUUCCACGUCAUGGCCGCCAACCGCAUGGCGCGGACCGCGGGGCACUGGGCGGCGCUGCUCACGGAAAACAACAACGGGCUGAAGAACGCGCAGUGGUUCGCCGUGGACUACAACCGCUUCGUGCCCAAGGCGGACGUGCCCACGAACCUGCUGUGGGUGGUGGAAACCAUGCCGGGGCUCAGCGAGAAGAAGGAUCUGUCCUCCCGCCUGAUGGACGCCGGGGAGGUGGCGGACGGGACCGCCAGCAGCAGUUCCGCGUCGCAGGGCCAGUACUUUGCGUCGUUCAACCGCCCGAUUUUCCCGGAGAUCCGCCAGCGCCUGGGCCACCAGGACGCGGAAAAUUCCUACGGGAUUCUGUACUCCGCGGACCGCAACCCGCGGGCGCAGAUUUUCGCCAACUGGGUCACGCAGGUGGAGACGCUCCGCGACAUGCGCAUGCUGCUGCGCGAAAACAACUACCCGAACGAGAAGUUUUUGGGGCAGGGGGCGGCCACCUGGUCGCUGCACCCCGGGCACGCGAUCGCCGCGCGGCUGGACCUGGAUCCGGGUUUGCUCAACCCAAAUGGUGCGAUUGACGCCAAGGCCGUCAACUACUGCUUGGUACAAAAAAUGCAGAUGCAGGUGAUCUCCGGCCCGAGCCACGUCAAGCAGCCGGUGUUUGCCUGGAGCCAGGGAAGUGCCUUCCCGGGGUGGCCGCAUUUAGGGCUGCCGGACAAAUACGAUUUUCACUGGCGGCAAGUGUCCAUCGCGGGGGAUAAGGAGGACGAGCUGCACGACUUCGAUGACAGUCAAAGUAAGUGUAGCCCUCGCGCGCCAGUGUAAAAGAAACGCUAUUGAAUAUGCAAAUAUAAAAUGUCCGAAAACCAAGAUAAUUUUCUUUUCCAAUGCGUGUUGAUACAGGAUGACGUUGAUUCGUAUUUCCCUAGGAGAGGCGGCAGCUUCUGGCUUCUGUAAAAGAAACAACGGCUUUGAUACGUGUGUAUUAGUCUCGAGCAAAGGUGGAAUGUUCCUGUGGCGAAUGCCUCCGUCGUAACGCGAAUCUGACUCGGUCGCAGGUGGUCAAAAAAAGUGCAGUUU